Molecule: messenger RNA, 435 nt
Organism: Mycetomoellerius zeteki
Lineage: Eukaryota; Metazoa; Arthropoda; Insecta; Hymenoptera; Formicidae
Product: THAP domain-containing protein 4-like
Exons: 3
Coding region: 19-435 (138 amino acids)
Source: RefSeq, a predicted model, not a curated record
AGUAUUCGCAUUUAAAAAAUGCCUGGCUGUGCCGCAGUUAAUUGCAGUAAUCGGGUUGACAAGGGCUGUAGGCUCUUCUCGUUCCCGAAGGGUAAACGUGAGACAAAAUCGAUUGACAAUAUGCUACGAGAUAAGUGGACACCGACCACCUCUUCGCGAUUGUAUGAGGUACAUUUUGAAGAUUCCCAAUUCGAAGCCCACCGCAUUGAUGGCUGGAGAAAACUUAAACCGAAUGCAGUCCCAACACUUUUCGAUGUGCCCAACCCCCCGCCACGAAUCAACCCACCUAGACGAAAAUCACUGUUCAAUUACCAUCUAAAACAGUAUCAUGAUUGGCUCAUCGGCUUAAGUUCACAUCUUAAGGUUACUGUUACGGAAAUUUUGUGUAUGGAGACUCUAAAGCCUGUUACACAUGGAAUGCAUAACAGUGCAUAA